Messenger RNA from Drosophila ficusphila, 633 nucleotides. RefSeq lists its product as uncharacterized. NCBI's taxonomy places the organism in Eukaryota, Metazoa, Arthropoda, Insecta, Diptera, Drosophilidae. The transcript has a single exon. The record is from RefSeq and is a predicted model, not a curated record. Bases 45 to 518 code for a protein of 157 amino acids.
GCUUCGUAGUCAACAAACGACAGUCGCAGAGCAAACAAGUUGCGAUGAAAGCGUUCCUGGUGGCCUUACUGGCCGCUCUGCUGGUCACCGCUGUGCGGGGCGGACUUCUCGGCAGGAUUUUCCACCGCGAUUCCACCACUACAACAACAACUACAACAACAACGGAGGAACCGCGUCGUCCGUUCUUCAUCAACAACAACAUACCCGCCGUCGACGAGGGCUGCGAGGCGCACUUCAUCUGCAAAAAGAAACUCACCCAGGUGCCCGUUCCACGACCCUGCCUCAAGUACUGCCUCAAGCGGAUCGACUGCCCCAACAACGUGAAAACCAUGGGAAAGCCCAACCAGUGCGUCGAGCUGGAUGAGCAGCAGGUGCUGGAGGCCUACGAAUCCUCGACAGUUCAGCCAAUCGCCGGGCAGCCCGUCACCGAGAAAAUCAUGGAGGUGGCCAUGAUCGACUUUCCCUGCCAGCCGGGUUAUCUGCCCGACCACCGCGGUCGCUGCCGGGAAAUCUGGUAGUUGUUUGGCCGUGUCUUGUUACUAGUGCUUACUACAUUCUAAUACAUUUUCAAAUUCUUGUAAACAAACAUACUCUGAGUACUCACAAUAAAACCAAAAUGAACUCUUAACCAAA